UUUGUUUGACUCGAGAUCAUCAUUCAGAGAUAAACUGAUAAAAAAGCUGUACAUGCAACUUUCUAAACAAGCAGGGUUUUCAGAAAGUGAGGAUGUUAUUACCAGUGACAUUCUGAGAAUUGCUGGGAAGAUUUCAAGAAAAAUAGAGAGGAAACAAAGAAAACACAGAAGCAGAAAAACAAAUGAAACAGAUGAUUUUACAACACAAGAUUCAACAGGACUAGCUUGUUUUCAAUAUCCUGAUUCUGGAAUGCCAUCUAGCAAGAAAAGAAAGUCAAAGCAAGAAAACAAAUCUUCAGAUAUGUCACCCUCUGAGAAAGAGGAGAUGUUCUCUCCACCACAGAUAGAAGAGUUAGAAGGUGUAACUUCUCCAAAAAAGAGAAAAAAACAUAAACUUCCAGAGGAAGAUAAAAGUGAAUCUGUGACAGAUAAUGGAGUAUCUAGUUCUAAUGCCAGUCAUGUGUUCUCUCCAAAGAAGAGAAAACAGACAGAGAGUGAAAGUAGGGACAGUUCUGUGUCUAGUAGGAAGAAAAAGAAAAAAGAUGCUACAUGUGACUCUAGAGAAAAUAUCAACGAACGUGACAAAGACUCUAGUGUAGUGAGUUCUGGUGAUCAUGGUUCUGACAAAAGUGAAGGAAAGCCUAAACAAAAAAAGCAGACAGCAGCACAACUCCACAAAUUUAGGUUUCAGAGGAAGGGCUUUCAACAGGUGGAUGUGUCUUCAACCGUUGACCCAGUUCUGUCAGAGAAUCUAGCAAAGAAUAAAGAUUUCUGGCUAAUUAAAGCUCCUUCUGAUUUUGAUAUCACAUCUUUAAACGAGAAGACAGUUUCUUUAACUGACAGAGUUAUUGAACUUGACUUACCUGAUCAGAAAUGUGAUCUUGUUGUUUCUCAUCAGCCUUCAGAGUUAUGUCCCUUGAUUAGCAACCAGUCCACAGGACAUUUGCAGCAAGGGGGAAGUUUUGGGGGUCAGCUUCAGAUUAUAGGCAGUAUAGAUGUACCUCCUGUCCCUCCAAUACAGGUACCUCCUAGGAAAGAACAUACCAUUCCAGAAUGCCUCAAACAGAGAUAUGUACCUUUUGGAGCAGACAUCCCUGUCAAAAGUUCCCCAUCAAAGAAGAAAAAGAAACACAAGAAAGAUCAUAAGGAAAGUACUGAGGAAGAUCACAAAAAACAAAAGAAAAAGAAGAGAAAGAAAAGCUGAUUUUUGUUUAUGUUACUAUAUAU
Molecule: messenger RNA, 1227 nt
Organism: Saccostrea echinata
Lineage: Eukaryota; Metazoa; Mollusca; Bivalvia; Ostreida; Ostreidae
Exons: 8
Coding region: 53-1204 (383 amino acids)
Source: RefSeq, a predicted model, not a curated record